Messenger RNA from Podospora pseudopauciseta, 759 nucleotides. RefSeq lists its product as uncharacterized. Bases 1 to 759 code for a protein of 252 amino acids. NCBI's taxonomy places the organism in Eukaryota, Fungi, Ascomycota, Sordariomycetes, Sordariales, Podosporaceae. The transcript has a single exon. The record is from RefSeq and is a predicted model, not a curated record. Gene Ontology annotation, molecular function: deubiquitinase activity. Gene Ontology annotation, biological process: protein deubiquitination.
AUGCCACCCUCAACCCGCCCCCCAGCCCGCCCCUCCCGCCCCUCCCACCGCUCCACCCUCUCCCUCCAAAAAACCGAAAUCACUAUCCAUGUCUACGACCUCUUACCCCCGGGAAAACUCUCCAACACCCUCUGGGCCCUGGGAACCUCCCUCCUCCACUCAGGCGUCGUCCUCAACAACAAAGAAUACGCCUACGGCGGUCACGACCGCCCCGGCCUCACAGGCGUCUACUGGACCAAACCCCUCACCCUGCCCCCCGGGGGAACCUUUCGCACCGAGAUCCUCCACGGUUUCACCCUGGCCACCGAAGCCGAGAUUGACUCCAUCAUCCGGAGGGCGUCGGAGGAGUUUUUGGGCACGUCGUAUAAUUUGCUGACCAAGAAUUGUAACCAUUUCACGAGUUAUCUGUGCGAGAAGUUGACGGGGAGGCCGGGGCCGGGGUGGUUGAACAGGGCGGCGAAUAUUGGGGUUGCGCUGCCUUGUGUUGUGCCGAGGGAGUGGAUUGAGGCGCCGGAUUUUGAGACGCAUAAUAGAGGUGGUGGUGGGGGGGGUUUGUUGGAGGGGGAGGAGAGUGGGGAUGAGUACUAUGGAGAGGGGAGUAGGAUGCUGAGGGGGAGUGAUGAGGUGCCUAGGUUGGUUGGGCAGGAGGGGAGGAGGGAGGAGGAGGAACAUGGGAUUACGGUUACCAAGGGGAAGGGGAAGGCGAGGGAUGAGGAGGGGAGGGUUUUGCCUAGGGCGGAGAGGGCUCCUACUUCUUGA